AUAUUGAUAAAAGUCUCCUUGUCAGAGAGAUUUACAACGGAAGUAAACCGAUUUAGUAGCACGACUGAGCUGUGAAGAGGAGAGGUUGAAUAAGAGAGGGUUUUGCGAAUUGCACGUAGAAACGUCAUGAACUUGCUGCUGUCACGUUUUCGAUACGAAUUGUAGUGUGUCGAACGCUGUGCAAGUAGGCUACUGUCAAAGUCGUGGUUGUGUUUGCUAAUUCCACAUGAAUAGAGCCCCACAGUGGAGGUGUCAUAAUACCCACAAAACCUAGCUGUCAAACAGGAAAAUGGUUCCAAUCGUUUUUCUACCAUAAAUGUUUCCCUUUGGGAAUAUUAGAAACACUUAAAAUAAAGGCUGUUCGUUUAGGCUUACUGUGGCGUGACAAUUUGAUAACCAUGUAAAUGCGCAGGCGCCAGAGAUGCAUCAAUCUGAGAAGUUCUCAUGACGCGAUAGCGGGGACAGCUGCAAAAUAUCUCAGCGAAAAUGGCAGUGGAGAAGCGCUUGGCAUUCUCUAUUGUGCAGUUCCUGCGAGAUCAAACUCACUGUGGUGCUUUGAAUUCCGAUGAGCAGGAAAGCCUCGAAGUUGCAAUACAAUGUUUGGAGACCACCUUCAAGAUCAACUCCAGAGACUGUCAUCUCGCAGCACCACAACCUCUCACUGAAAUAUUCCUCAAUUCUCUCCUCAAAAAUGAUCAGAAUAACCCGGUGCCACCAGAGACGUCCCCAUCACCAGAAGACACAGAGAGGGCAGAACAACUGAAGAAUGAAGGGAAUAAUCACAUGAAAGAGGAGAACUACAGCUGUGCGGUGGAAUGCUACUCUAAAGCCAUCAAUCUGGACCUCCGAAACGCUGUCUACUACUGUAACAGGGCUGCAGCCCACAGUAGACUGGGUAACUACACAGAAGCAACGGGGGACUGUGAGAGGGCCAUAGGGAUCGACCCCAGCUACAGUAAAGCCUAUGGGAGAAUGGGAUUGGCAUUUACUGCUAUGAAUAAGUACCCAGAGGCCAUCUCCUACUUUAAGAAAGCUCUGGUGUUAGAUCCAGAGAACGACACCUACAAAUCCAACCUGAAGAUUGCUGAGCAAAAGCAAAAAGAGGCAGUCAGUCCUAUAGCUACGGGACUGGGAUUUGACAUGGCCAGCCUCAUCAACAACCCUGCCUUCAUCAGCAUGGCCGCCAGUGUGAUGCAGAACCAGCAAGUGCAACAGCUUAUGUCUGGGAUGAUGUCCAAUGCAGUUGGGGGUCCAGCAGCAGGAGUGGGAGGACUGUCGGACAUCUCCAGCCUGAUUGAAGCCGGUCAGCAGUUUGCCCAGCAGAUCCAGCAUCAGAACCCAGAGUUGAUCGAACAGCUGAGGAACCACAUCCGCAGCCGCUCUUUCAGUGGCAGCGCUGAGGAGCAUUCGUGAUCCACACAGGUCUGUGUACUACAACACAGAGGUUAGGGCUCGCUCUUAGAGUGCAUCUCCAUAGUCUAAAGAGGCUUCCUCCCCUUCAUGUGCUCAAAUGGAAUGGUGAGAAUUAGCAUGGAGAUUGUGGUAGAUUUGAUGCCACCUGUCCAGUUAUAUCAUAGCAGAGACCUGAUUGUACAUGUGCACUUUUAUUUUACCGGCAAUAGAUGGAUCAGGAUCUGCUUAUUAAUUACUAAACUGUUAUUACAAUGUUGUUACACAAGGUGAAAAGGACAUUUGAAGGCAUGUAAAUGUUUCUUACCUUCAGCGUAUGUUUCAAUAAAGGAAGGGCAACCAUAUGACGUGAUUACAAUCUCUACACCCAUUCCUUAAACUCACAUCACCGGCAGAGCUGGAAUGAAGGGACAGAUAGAGAUGGGUACGAUGGCACUUCACUGGGACUGGGUCUUCAGAGAGGAGAGGAAACAUUUUACACACCCAAACAGGAGACAGAGUAUUUAACACAUUCUAUGUACACUGAACAAAAAUAUGAACACAACAUGUAAAGUGUUGGUCCCAUGAUUUCAUGAGGUGAAAUAAAAGAUCCCCAAAAUGUUCCAUACGCACAAAAAAGCUUAUUUCUCUCAAAAUGUUGUGUACAAAUUUGUUUACGUCCCUAUUAGUGAGCAUUUCUCCUUUGCCAAGAUGAUCCAUCUACCUGACAGGUGUGACAUGUCAAGAAACGGAUUUAAACACAAUGAUCAAUACACAGGUGCACCUUGUGCUGGGGACCAUAAAAGGCCACUCUAAAACAUGCAGUUUUGUCACACAACACAAUGCAGUAUAUGUCUCAAGUUUUGUGGAAGCGUGCAAUUGGCAUGCUGACUGCAGGAAUAUCCACCAGAGCUGUUGCCAGUGAAGUUAAUGUUAAUUUCUCUACCAUAAGCCACCUCCAAUGUCGUAUUAUAGAAUUUGGCAGUAUGUCCAAACGGCCUGAUAACCGCAGACCACGUGUAUGGCAACGUGUGGGCGAGCGGUUUGCUGAUGUCGACAUUGUGAACAGAGUGCUCCAUGGUGGCGGUGGGGUUAUGGUAUUGGCAGACAUAAGCUAUGGAAAACAAACACAAUUGUAUUUUUUAGAUGGCAAUUUGAAUGCACAAAAAUAAUGUGACGAGAUCCUGAGGUCCAUUAUGAAGCCUAUUUUUUUAAAGGUAUAUGUGACCAACAGAUGCAUAUCUGUAUUCCCAGUCAUGUGAAAUCCAUAGACGGGCCUCAUGAAUCUAUUUCAAUUGACUGAUUUCCUCAUAUGAACUGUAACUCAGUAAAAUCUAUUAAAUUGUCUUUUAUAUUUUUGUUCAGUAUAGAUUAUACCCAAUCAGGAAACAGAGUUUGAAACACAUUCAAGACACCCAAUUAGUUUCAAAUACAUUUGAAAGGGAGGAAGGAAUUAAGGAAGGGGAGAAAUUGAGGAAGGAGUUAAGGAAUGAGAGUAAAGGGAUGAAGGAAUUAAGGAAGGAGUGAAAGGGAGAAAAUAAUUAAGAAAGGUGCGAAAGGGGAUUAGAGAAAGGAGGAAGGAAUUAAGGAAGGUGUGAAAGGGAGGAAGGAAUUAAGGAUGUAGUGAAAGGAAGGAAAUUAUUAUUAAGGAAGUACUGAAAGGGAUAAAGGAUGCAUGUGUGAAGUAUUUGAACAGGGACAGAACGGUUACAUUGUUUUCUAUUCUACCGUGUUCAAACCGUUAUUUUUGUACCAAAUAUUUUGCUAUAGUUUCUGUUGGGUCAAACAAAGCCCCUAAGCCUUGAUCAUGUGGAAUUCUAGCAUUGCUUUCGAUAGCAAUUAUCUGACUGCUAAUUUGAAGAUAAAUGAACGUGUCCUUGAAAGUAUGUAGUGUCUGCAGCCCAACACCCCUGUAUUUACAACCAUAGCAAACACACAUGUCAAUGCCAUUUCCAUUUUUUUUCAGUUUCAUUUGACAUAGCUGAAGCAAUGUUGAUAGCUAGUAUAAGACUCCUUCAGUCUUGUUGAUUUUGCAUGCUCUUCCAUCUGAUAUGUGUCAAACAAGCUAAUGAAUAUGCUUGUAAAACAAAGCAGCAUAAUGUUUUGCCUAAAAAUAUGUCUCAAUAAAAUGUAUUGCAAUUGA
This is a messenger RNA of Salvelinus fontinalis (brook trout), 3532 nucleotides long. Its product is annotated as small glutamine-rich tetratricopeptide repeat-containing protein beta-like. The record is from RefSeq and is a predicted model, not a curated record. Gene Ontology annotation, cellular component: membrane; TRC complex. The coding region runs from base 487 to 1413 and encodes 308 amino acids. Gene Ontology annotation, biological process: post-translational protein targeting to endoplasmic reticulum membrane. The transcript is spliced from 11 exons. Gene Ontology annotation, molecular function: molecular adaptor activity; protein binding. Lineage: Eukaryota; Metazoa; Chordata; Actinopteri; Salmoniformes; Salmonidae.